Monosiga brevicollis MX1 is the source of this 690-nucleotide messenger RNA. RefSeq lists its product as uncharacterized. Gene Ontology annotation, cellular component: cytoplasm; nucleus. The coding region runs from base 1 to 690 and encodes 229 amino acids. Gene Ontology annotation, molecular function: protein binding. The transcript has 4 exons. Lineage: Eukaryota; Choanoflagellata; Craspedida; Salpingoecidae. The record is from RefSeq and is a predicted model, not a curated record.
AUGGCAAUCUUGUUGGGCAAUGGUGCCAACGUCAACCACCGUGAUAAGCUCGGGGAUACGGCCCUCUUCUGGGCUGCACAAAAAGCAGAUCACCUGCGCGUUCUCGAGUUGCUUCUGGCUUAUGGCGCAGAUGCAACCAUGCAGGAUCGCCAUGAUCAAACACCGUUGCACAUUGCCGUCUUUAGCAAGGAUGAGCGCCAAGUCCGCGCCCUUCUCAAGGCAGGUGCCGACUACAACGUCAAAAACAACAGUGGCAAAGAUCCCUUUGAGGAAGCGCUCGAGGAUCAAAAGGCGGGCAAACUCUUGCUCGAGUUCAUCAUCAUGCCAGUUUCAAGUCAAAAUGACAUUUUCUACUUUGGCGUGCUCAAUCUGACAGCCUGGUACCUUUACUACCGUGCGGCUCACCUCAAUCCUGGCGUUGUCGGCCGCAACGCUCAGCGGGAGAAAGAAUACUUUGAUGUCAUACAAAGACUGGGUGCCAGCGGCUGGGGCACGGAGGCAGACGGCCACAUGGCCGAACUCGCGGGCCUCUGCCACGAUUGCAAGUUAGUCAAUCAUCUCCACACCACCCCGUGCACGCACCCUGGCGCACACCCCUCCCUGCACACACUGUUCUCUGAGCACGCUGAUGUUAAUAAUGGACUGCCGGUGCUCGAGCAGGCUCGUCAAGCCCGGACGCACCUCACAUGA